AUGUCAGGAGAAAAAUUAGAUAUUGAAAAAUAUCAACCACUGGCCGAACUGGGCAUUCAAUUGACAAGUGCUGCGGAAAUAGAAGUCGUCAAGAAAUAUAUAAAGCGACAGAAAAACGAGAAUGCUGCAGAGAAUCCCGAUAUUUUUCAGUGUAUUUUUAGACAAAAUGAAUUUCUAGCGACUUGCCGUACUUUCUCAUGUAGUACGGCUCUUUGUGAAUCCAGUUUUUCUACCCUUACUAGAAUUGAUAGACCUCAGCCACCUCAGAGGAGGUCAAUGUUACAUCCGAGACUGGGAAACCUUACCCAUUUAGCAUUUGAAAAAGAAAACAAAAAACAUAAAUAUUGA
This is a messenger RNA of Psylliodes chrysocephalus, 348 nucleotides long. The record is from the annotation of a GenBank genome assembly. NCBI's taxonomy places the organism in Eukaryota, Metazoa, Arthropoda, Insecta, Coleoptera, Chrysomelidae.